AUGCCCGUCUGGAAACUCCACGAAACUCUCUUCGACGUCGCCGCCACCAUCGACACCUUCGUCGAGGACGGCUGCUGGAACGAGCUCACCGGGUUGGACACCGUGCCCUGGGACGAGGCCGACCCCGAAGAGGCGUGGCUGGAGAACGACCAGCGGUUGCUCAAGGCGGUCCGCACGUUCCUCGCGAAAUACCGAGCGGUACAAGGUGAUAUGACGAAGCAAGAAUUCCUGCGGCAGAAGGAUCAGUACAACAAUGGUCGCGACGCCGUCCUCCGGUGGUUCAAGGCGCGACUCGGCGUGUGGAAUGUGCGUGUGCGGUUCAUCGGCGUCCUCGAGGAGAACGGGAUGGGCCCAUAUCGGGUCAUGCAGCUCAACAAGGCGCAGAAGGCACGUCCUUCUCAUCGCUGCACAAGCACGCUGACUCACCUCCAUUCCCAGCUGCCUAGCAUGGAGCAAUGCCAGGUCAACUCCCAGUACACCAACAUCGCGCGCGAACUCUUCGGUGACGCCGUUGCGCUGGAGAACUCGAACCUCCUCGUCAUGUGGGCGCCGCAGGUCAUCGGGCGCAUGACGGCCUGGGUCUGGCACGGCGAGGCGACGCGCAUCAAGCGCGAGAUCGGCCAACUCGAGAAGGAGGCCGCCGAGCUCGACCAGAAGUGGGAAGCCGUUAUCAAGAACCCGACCUCUCGGAGCAUCAAGGCGUACGUCAAGCGGAUGGAGAACAAAAUCGCCAUCUCGCGGAAAUUCGACAACGGCGUCGUCUGCCAGGCGUUCGAGCGGCAGCUCCAACGCGUCGCCGACCUCAGGACGCAAAUGGAGGACACGACGGUGAACGUGCCCGGGCUCCCCAAGCAGGUGUUCGAGGCGAUCCGCCUGCUCGCGAACGAGGAGGAAGUGCGCGCGCUCACCACCGAGCUCGACCUUAUCCUCAGCGAUGAGGUCGCCGACCCCAUCGAGAUAAACGUCGACGGCGCCGAUGCGCCCGAGAUGGACUGGGGGACCGGCGUCGAGGAGUACGAGGGCUUCUCCGAGGACGAGCUCUGGGCGAUGCUGGGUCGCGCCAAGGAGAAGACGAUCCCGUUUUUCAACACCGCGGAGGCCGCGACCGGCGUCCACGAUCCCUGGUCCCCCAAGGGCAUCGAGGCCAUGACCGCGACGGACGCCGUCCCGCUCCGCCCCCACUGGCAUCAGUUGAUCGGCGUCGUCAAGAUGCUCGACAACUACCUGCGCGGCGACCCCACCCUCCUCAUGGACGGCGUUGGGGUCGGCAAGACCAUGCAAGUGGUCGGCGUCGUCUGCUGCCUCGCUUUCUUCCAUGCCCACUACGCGCAGCACGGCCACUUCCCGGGCAAAUUCGCAAACAUCAAGUACCAUCGCGAGGGCAACACCCCCUCUGAACCCACUCUCAUCGUUGUCCCCGUCGCGCUCGAGCGCCAAGUCGUCUCCGAGAUCCACCGCUACGUCCGCCCGAAAACCUUCGACCUCAUCUCAUACACAUCUUCGGUGCGCGGCGCGAAGGGCGCGGCGUUCUGGGAGGCGGUCGACAACUUCGCGCAGCCCCCCGAACGUCAAAUCAUUGUCGCAACCAACCCGGCGGUCGAGAAGGACGGCGCGGAGCUGUUCACAAAGCUGACGGACAGGCCGUGGAAUCUGGGCACGCGCCGGCAGCGGAAGGCAGCGACGCUGGCAAAGGCCAAAGCCCCAACGGUGUACAAUCGCCAUUGGAGUCUGAUGAUCUGCGACGAGGUCCACACCAUGCGGCGCGUCAAUCAGCUCUUCGUCGCGGUGCGCGGCCUCCGCGAGCAGGCCGGCGGGAUGAUUGGCAUGACGGCCACCCCGACCAUCACCAACGCCUUGGAUCUCGCGUCCCUCGGCCGGCUGUUGGGCGUCGACAAGUUCAGCGACGAUCACUUCGCCGUCCUCGACGAGUUCCGCAAAUCUCUGGGGCGCGCCGCCUCGCAAGACCGGAAGAACCGGAAGGACGCCGACAAGGUCGGCAAGAAGGGCAAAGGCAAGAAGGCCGCGAAGGCCGCAUCGCAGGAGCCGAAAGGUCAAGGUAAUGCGGAGAGUGUCUCGCAAAGCGUGGUGGAGACGGUGCGUAUCAUGACGGACUUCCGCGCUCGGUUCUUCGGCAAGGUCUGUCGGCGGACCAUCGAGUCCAUGCACCAGAAGGGGCAGGACUUCGAGGGCUUGCCCCCUGCACACAGGAUCCAGCUCAUGCUGCGGCUGGCGAAGUACGAGCAGGAGAUGAUGGCCGAGCUGGCGGGCACAACGCGCGCAGCCGUGGGCACGAGCCACACGUCCGCGAGCGACAAGUCGUUUUACAUAGAUUUGCGGCGCGCGACAUUCCACCUCUCGCAGUCGUCGACGACCGAAUUCCCCGAGCCGAAGAGCAAGGAGGAAUUCGAGCAGAUGCCGACCGCCAAGCUCGCCGCCCUCGUCGACAUCAUCCACCACCACCGCACGCCCAAGGCCCCGCCUCUCAACAUCAAGACGGAGCUGCGCGACCCUGACUUCAAGGGCUAUUCCACUCACCACGGCUCGGGGCCGGACAAAAUGAUCGUCUUCUCGUACUUCCCGUCCAACAACAACCUGUUGCGCAAGGUCUUCGACUUCUACGGCAUCAAGGCGGUGUUCUUGAACGGGAAGCUCAGCGCGGCGCAGCGCGAGCGCGUCGUCGAGGACUUCCGCAAGGCGGGCGCGGACGGCCCUACGGUCCUCGUCAUGUCGUCGGUCGGCGCCACCGGGCUCAACCUUGCGUGGGCCAACAUAAUGAUCUUCGUGGAUACGACGUGGUCUGCGCAGGAGGACGAGCAGGCCAUCGGCCGCAUCCUUCGCUUCGGCCAGAAGUCCGACGUGUUGAUCUACUAUCUGAUCACACUCGCCAGCGUCGACGUCUUGCUGAACACCAUCGCGUUCGACAAGGGCGUCAUGCACCAGGCCUUCAUGGAGGCGGACUUCGAGCUCAAGCGCGUCGUCAUGUUGCUCCUCGGCAACAAGAUCGCUCACCUCAUCGGUGACGCUGACGUCGAGUUGCCCGCGGACCCUGAGGAGGACGACGACGGCACCACUGCCAGCAGCGUUGAGGUCGAGCAGGCCCUCACCCCGCGCAAGAGGAAGCAGAAGAAGGCGGCGAAGACGCCCGCCAUCUUUAUCAGCGACGACGAGGCCGAACCUUCGGAGAAGGGCGACGGCGUCGACCCUCCGAAGAAGGGCGGCAAGCCGACCACGAAGAGGCCCCAGCCACGCAGGAGGGGCGCAAAGGCCAAGGCAGUCACCCCCUCAACGACGACGCCCGAGCCGGAGUCUGAGGAGGACAAGACCUCGACGUCUCAUGCGUCGGCCACUCCCCCCCGCUCCCCGCCGCCCCGCCCCCCCCCUCCCCCCCCCCGGCCCGCGCCCCGCCGCGCCCGUGACUCCCCGCCUGCUGAGCCUCGCGCGUCCCUCCCGCCGCCGCCUACUACCCCCCGUCGCCUGCUGAGCCUCGCGCGUCCCUCCCACCGCCGCCUACGACCCGCCUACGCCCCGUCGCUUGCUGAGCCUCGCGCGCCCCUCCUUCCGCCGCCUACCACUCCGCCGUCCGCCGACCGUCCCUCCACCCCCCUGCCGCAAUCUACACGUCCACAAUCUACAACUCCCCGGCAGGGAGGACCGAGCACCCCGUCUCGGUGGCGUCAGUCGGAAUCGCACACCCCGCCCUCGCAACUCCUUCCCGCGGAUCCCUUCGCGCUCACGCAGAAGUUCACCGACGCUUCGCUGAGCUCCAGUGCUCCCGCCGCGACCCCCGCCAUCCCCACCUCUGCGCUCAACGCUGCUGCCGCGCCGCCUGUGGACCCUACGCCGGACGUCGAAAUGGUCGACAGCCACGCUUCGGACCUCGACAUGUCUCACGAGGACGCCCGCAUGAUGGACAUCUCCGAGCUCGAGGAGGAACCGCGGCGCGACACUUCGCCUUUGUCCGACGCCCCGAGCGAAUCGAACAUCCCGAUUGCUCAGCGGAAGGGCAAGCGCAAGGCUGCGUCGCCCGCUUCGGCCGGUCGUCCCCGUCGCGGUACGCCCAGCACCUACGUCCCGACCGACCGUCUCGGCGCUGGUGACGACGAGCUCCCGACGGGCAGCGCGAAGAGGACGCGUGAACGCAGGAAGAAGUUCUGA
Molecule: messenger RNA, 4155 nt
Organism: Rhodofomes roseus
Lineage: Eukaryota; Fungi; Basidiomycota; Agaricomycetes; Polyporales; Fomitopsidaceae
Product: P-loop containing nucleoside triphosphate hydrolase protein
Exons: 12
Coding region: 1-4155 (1384 amino acids)
Molecular function (GO): ATP-dependent chromatin remodeler activity; ATP binding
Source: RefSeq, a predicted model, not a curated record